Molecule: messenger RNA, 3501 nt
Organism: Strongyloides ratti
Lineage: Eukaryota; Metazoa; Nematoda; Chromadorea; Rhabditida; Strongyloididae
Product: Cation-transporting P-type ATPase family and Cation-transporting P-type ATPase, N-terminal domain and Cation-transporting P-type ATPase, C-terminal domain and P-type ATPase, A domain and HAD-like domain and P-type ATPase, transmembrane domain and P-type ATPase, cytoplasmic domain N-containing protein
Exons: 3
Coding region: 1-3501 (1166 amino acids)
Biological process (GO): proton transmembrane transport; sodium ion export across plasma membrane; intracellular potassium ion homeostasis
Cellular component (GO): membrane
Molecular function (GO): P-type sodium:potassium-exchanging transporter activity; ATP hydrolysis activity; ATP binding
Source: RefSeq, a predicted model, not a curated record
AUGUCUUCGAUGACAGGUACUCCCACAAAAGUUUCAUCAACUGAAGAUGGCAAUGUUAGUAAAAAUAUUGUGACAAAAAUAACCAAUAGUCAAUUAGAAUCUUCAAUUUUUCCAACAUUUUUAAAUAAACUUUUUAUAUCAAAAGUUUAUUCAGAUAAUCAGGAUACAGCAGGUGAAAGGAGGGAAGCUUUAUCAUCAACAUUUGUAGAACAUCAUCUUUCAUUACAAGAGAUUGCUGAGAUAUAUCCUGAUUCAUAUAUUGAUAUUAAUAAUCCAGCAAAUUCUGAUGGAUUAUCAUCAACAGAAGCCCGUAAAAGACUUAAAGAUGGUGGUCCUAAUAUUAUUAAACAAUCUUCAGAAGGACAGACAUCAGAUAUAGUUAUAUUUUUAAAACAAUUUCUUCAUAAAUUUUGGAUUCUUCUUAUAGGAGCAGCAUGCCUAUCACUAGUAACAUAUUUUUUUCAUCUUACACAAGGUGUUGGUGAUGCUUUAAUGUUAUAUUGUGCUCUUAUCUUAUUUGGUAUUGUUGUAUUAAUGAGUAUAUUAAGUUAUAUUCAGGAAAAAAAAGCUAUGAAAGUAUUGACAGAUUUUAAAAAUUUAAUGCCUAGUAGUUCUCAUGUUAUUAGAGAUUGUCAGGAAAAAAUUGUUCAUAGUAGUGAUCUUGUUGUUGGAGAUAUAAUAGUAAUUGAUACUGGAUCAUUAAUACCAGCAGAUUGUAGAAUUAUCUUAUCAAAUGGUUUAAAAAUUGAAGCAUCAGCUAUAACAGGUGAAGGUAUAACUCAUGAAUAUACUCAUGAUUCAUGUCCAAAUAAUGUAAAUAUAUUUGAUGCUAGAAAUAUUGCAUUAAAAGGAAGUUUUUGUAUUGAAGGAUCUGGUAUUGGUUUAGUUAUUAGAACUGGACAAUAUACAGUUCUUGGUAGAGUUGCUCAUAUUCAAUCAAAAGCUCCAAGUAAUAGAAGUAGACUAGAAUUAGAAAUAUCUAAUUUUGUUACAUCUAUCUCAAUAAUAGCUGUCACAUCGGCAUUAGUUUUUUUUAUUAUUGGUAUAGGAAUAUCAGGAUUUCGAAAUAUGGUAAUUCAUUUUGUAACUGGUUUUGUAAUAAUAAUUGUAGCAAAUAUACCUCAAGGUUUACCUGCUACUGUUAUGUCACAAUUAGCAAUAAUAGCUAGGAGGAUGGCAAAAAUGAAUGUAUUUAUAAAAAAACCAGAUAUCAUUGAUGAAUUAGGUGCAACAACAGUAAUAUGUGUUGAUAAAACUGGGACAUUGACACAAAAUAAUAUGACACUUACUGAUUUAUGGUAUAAUAAAAAACAUAUUAGUUAUCAUGGUGAAAUGAAACAACCAAGAAUUAGGCAUGUUAUGAAAAUGUGUCAACAAAGAAAAUUUCAACUUGAAUCACCGUUACCUGAUAUUCUUUCUGUUAUGUCUGUUUGUAAUAAGGGUGUUUUUACAAAACAUAGAAGUAGUUUUAAAAAAUUAUCAACAUUACUUAAAAUGAGAAAUAAAAGUUUAGAUAGCCGAAGACCAUCAGGACCAAUGAAAAAACGAUUUACAAUAAAAAAUCAGGACACUGGUGAGGAAACUGUUAGAGAACCAACUAUAAGAAGUGUCAAUGGUUCAGAUACUAAUAAUAUGGAAUUAACUAUUGAUAAUUUAUCAAGUGAUAAUAAUAGUGAUAGUGAUGAAGAUUCAUUUAAAAAUAGUGAAGGACAAAAUAAUAUUUUUUCUAAAGAUGGUAUUAUUGGAACAUCUUGUGAUGUUGCUUUAUUAAAAUAUGUUGAAAAUACAGCAUCAGUUGAGGGUAUUAGAGAAAGAUAUCAUACAGUUUUUGAGAUUCCUUUUUCAAGUUUAAGAAGAAGUCAAUUUACAAUUGCUAGAGUUUUAACAAAAAAUCUUAAAAAUGAAAAAGAAGAUAAUAAACUUGAUGCUUAUGUUGUUUUUAUGAAAGGUGCACCAGAAGAAGUUUUAUCUAGGUGUAAUAAAGUUAAAAUUGGUGAUGAGGAACAAGAUUUGACGGAAGAAUUUAAAUUAGAUUGUAAAACAGCAUAUGAACAUUUUGGUAAUGAGGGUAAAAGAGUUAUAGCAUUUGCUAUGAAACAUUUUUAUGCUGAAAAAAAGACUAAAUUUACAGGAGAUAGUAAUAAUUAUCCUAAAGAUGAUUUAAUAUUUUUAUCAUUAUCAGCUCUUAUUGAUCCACCACGUGUUGAGGUUCCUGUUGCCAUAAAACAAUGUAAAGAAGCUGGAAUAAAAAUUUUUAUGAUGACAAAUGAUCAUUUAACUUCAGCAACAGCAACAGCAUCAGAAAUAGGAUUAGUUGCACCAGUAUCCGGUGAUACAGUUAUUAAUAUUAGUGGUGAUAAAAAAAAUUUUAAAAGAAGUAAAAAAAAAAGACCAAUUCAAUUAGAAAAUCAGGAUUGUGCUAUUGUUGUUGGUGAACAAUUAUCAAAAUUAACUUCAAAAGAAUGGGAUAAUUUAUUAAAACAUAAAAAUAUUAUCUUUGCUAGAACAUUACCAUUUCAAAAACUUCAAAUAGUUGAAGAAUGUCAAAAACGUGGAGAGACAGUUGCUGUUACAGUUGGUGGUAGUGCAUCAGAUGUUCCAGCACUAGUAAAAGCUAAUGUUGGUAUUGUUAUGGGAAAAAAUGUUUCAUCUGAUUUAGCUAAAACAGCUGCUGAUAUUAUAGUUACAGAAAAUAAUUUUUCAUCAAUUGUUAAAGGUAUUGAGGAGGGAAGAUUACUUUUUGAUAAUCUUCGAUUAUCUAUUGCAUAUACAAUGGCUCAUAUUUUAGCUGAAAUAUUUCCUAUAAGUUUAAAUUUUUUAUUUGGUAUGCCAUUAGGUUUAGAACCAUUACAAAUAUUAAGUAUUGAUUUAGCUAGUGAAUUACCACCAGCAAUUUCAUUAGCAUAUGAAUCACCUGAAAGAGAUAUUAUGAAAACACCACCAAGAAGAAAAUCAGCAAAAUUAGUUUCAUAUAGUUUACUAUUAUAUUCAUAUGUUUUUACUGGACCUGUAAUAAGUUUAGGAUGUUUUUUUGCAUAUUUAUCAGUAUAUUGGUCAUAUGGAAUAAAUUUAUCAGAUCUUGUCUAUACAGAACAAUAUUGGAGUUCAAAUUCAUCAAAUUUUACAACAUCAACAAAUAUAACAUUUACAGGACCAGAACAAAAUCGUAUUCGUGGUGAAGCAUCAGCAUCAUUUCAUGUAACAUUAGUUAUGAGUCAAGUACUUCAUUUAUAUUUAUGUACAACAAGAAGAGUAUCAUUCUUCAAACAUGGUAUAACAAAUUUAAUAUCUGUUUUUGCAGUUAUAAUAGAAAUAUUAUUAUUAAAUUUAUUUGUUUUUACCCCAACAUUUCAAUAUAUCUUAGAUAUCUCAACACCCCCAACACAUAUAUGGAUAUUUGCUCCUAUUGUUGGAUUUUAUUUACUAAUAUUUAAUGAAUUUAGAAAAUAUUGUAUUAGAAAUAUUAGGCAUGGAACAUUAUAUAAAAUUUUAAAAUGGUAA